AUGUCUGCCAGGAAAAACGCCAAAGCUGCAGCAAACUCUGCGCGCAACGCCGCGACCGCUGUCGGUGCCGCCGGCGCUGCGGCUAUCAACGGAAACGGCCCAAAGAAACACUUUAGCAUGAUUCGUGGGUUCUACCUUGCCGACGCUGUCACUCUCUGCAACUCUGCAUCCGGAUCGACCUCCAUUUUCGCCUCUUUGAAGUAUGUGACAACCGGCAACAUGUGGUACCUUUACGCUGCCAUCCUCUUGCUCCCGGCCGCGCUUCUGUUUGACAUUUUCGACGGACGUGUCGCGCGGUGGUCGAAGACCUCCUCACCCAUGGGACGGGAACUCGAUUCCCUAUCGGAUAUCAUCAGCUUUGGUGUUGCGCCCGCCGUUCUCGGGUUUGCCAUUGGCUUACAAGGUCUCUUCGACGUGAUCGUUCUCCUCUACUUUGUGAACUGCGGUGUCUCUAGGUUGGCACGCUACAAUGUGACUGCUGAGUCGAAUGCUGAGGGAGGAAAAGUCCGAUUCUUCGAAGGCACGCCCAUUCCCACGACGGUGUCUAUCGCGCUGGGUAUCCUUUACCUCGUCAACACACAACAAUACGGAGAGGACAGCCUUCCUGGAGGCAAGCUCGUCUUGGGAGGGUGGACCUUGCACCCGUUUGUCCUCGUAUACGCCAUCAGCGGAACCCUGCAAAUCAGCAGGACCAUCAGGAUUCCCAAGCCAUGA
Molecule: messenger RNA, 714 nt
Organism: Fimicolochytrium jonesii
Lineage: Eukaryota; Fungi; Chytridiomycota; Chytridiomycetes; Spizellomycetales; Powellomycetaceae
Product: CDP-diacylglycerol-serine o-phosphatidyltransferase
Exons: 7
Coding region: 1-714 (237 amino acids)
Biological process (GO): phospholipid biosynthetic process
Cellular component (GO): membrane
Molecular function (GO): phosphotransferase activity, for other substituted phosphate groups
Source: RefSeq, a predicted model, not a curated record